Molecule: messenger RNA, 846 nt
Organism: Rosa chinensis
Lineage: Eukaryota; Viridiplantae; Streptophyta; Magnoliopsida; Rosales; Rosaceae
Product: anaphase-promoting complex subunit 13
Exons: 4
Coding region: 278-469 (63 amino acids)
Biological process (GO): protein K11-linked ubiquitination
Cellular component (GO): anaphase-promoting complex
Source: RefSeq, a predicted model, not a curated record
ACCAGAGGAAGCUGAUUCUUUGCCGUCAUCUCCCUUUAACCCUUUUCAUUAUUUCAAGUUUUGAACUCUGAAAUACAAAAGACGUCUUCUUUUGAGCUUCAGAUGGUCAGAACUCAGAACUGUCCUCUUCCCUUGUCUGUUUAAUUUCACAAGAAGCAGCGGGACUAAUUCAGAUACGAGGGUGGGUCAAGGUUACUUGAGCCUUCUUAAUCUCAGAUACAAACUGUAAACUUCAAAUUGAGGAGAAUUCUUGAUUGGAUUUUGGCUUAAAGCGACUAUGGCCGAAUUAAACCUGGGUAUACUUAUAGAUGUUGUGGAUGAAGAAUGGAUGAAAGACACUCUUCCAGAUGAUGAUCUUCCCCUGCCGCCAAUGCUGGUUAUAAGGACUGAUGACACCGAGGAUUCGAAUCAGGAGACCCGAAAAGUUGAGGGAGAUAGUUGGCAUGAUCUUGCAUUAGGUUCUCAAUAAAUUCUCUGGUAAAAGAAAGUGUUUAUGGUGGUGGUUCGUUCAAAGUAAUUGAACAGUUGCUGUAUGGAUAUGUAUGUUUUUUAAUCGGGUCAUGAAUGUUGACUUGAGGUUUUGGAGGCUAUGUACGUUCCUUACCAGAAGUUGAUUGUGUAACACUAAUUCUCUAAAUUUAUGAGCUGGUGGUAACUGGUUUUGUAUGUUUAUCAUUUUUACUUCAAAACUGGACUUUAGUGCCCCUAAUUUGGAAUCUAUAGUGCCAGAAAAUAUUCAGUGUUACUCCGGUUGAUAAUUCUUAACAAUACCAAAGCUUAUUAUGAACAAAUCUGGUAGAUGGUGUAAUCCUAGUAGAAAACGCUGGUAACCUGUUUUGCAUAACA